AUGAAGUGGCCAGCGGUAGCAGCGGCUAUAGCAGCGGCUCACGCACUCGCAGGGUGGGUGAUUGACCAUAAUACAGGCAUAGUCUGUGACUACGUGCGUGGUACCCCCGAGAACCCCGGUAAUAUCCGCCUCCGACCCACAUACCUUACAUCGACCAGUGUGGCGUAUAUUGCCGUCGCCGAAGCGAAAUUUCGAGACGUCGGCCUCCCCCUGCCUCGCCAGUACCACUACCGAUACUCAGAAGAGCAGUCACGCGUGAAAUUGCCGUGGUCUGAGGUGCAAGUGUUCGGUGAUCACCGCGGUGUUCUCAGUGAAACUAACCCAGAAGUGGUUAUUUCAGUGGAGGAAAGUGGUAAAUGGUGUGUUUAUACUGGCUAUUCGCCUACUGCCAUUGCUGUGGAAUUUAUUAAUGACUACGGAGCUUUGAGCUAUUCUCAUUAUUGGCUCUACCAAGUGACUUUUGGCUCGACUAUUCUUUUGGUGGUGAUCUACGGUAUCCUUAAAUUGACAACAGCUUCCACUACUGCCAUUGGUCAAAUAACAACCUCUACAAUCUCGUUGCUAAUGUUAUUAUCCCUAAUUCAAAUUGGGUGGUGGUUUGUGGCGAAUAAUUGGCUUGGUGCUGGUGCUGGUGUCCCUGAAAACCAAAGGAUUUGGGUCUGGCUAGGUCAAUUGACUGCUCAAGCCCUUGGUUCAUUGGCUAAUGCUAUUGGUCUUUGUGGUCUUUGGCAAGUAGCUCGUGGAGUUGGCACUCGCUACUAUGCUAAUGGUGACGCGGCCAUUGUCCACCAAAAGCGUUUAACUACUUCCACUUGGUAUAUGAAGGCAUUCGUCUUAGUUUCAGUGGUAUCCAGUACUGCCUUAGCCGUGGUUCAUCCUCGAAAUCACCCUAUACAUGGGGACCAAGGACAAGAUCUCCCCUAUACGAUGAUGGCUAGAGGUACAGCAUUAUUACUCCACCGAGUAGUAUGGCUCACGGCGAUAAUUGUUGUGAUUACAAGCUAUAUUCAGUCGUUUAAAGCGAUUUCUCCUCAUUCUCCCUUAAAGCUACCUAUGCACCAAUCUAGGGCAUUGGUGGUUCCCUUGGUUAUACUGGCCGCUAUUGCUGCUACGAAUGACCCUUGGCACCAGCCGCUGACCACAUACUUCGCUAAACUGGCCUAUAUAUGGCUGUUUGUCGUCCCUGCCUUCCUCAAAAUUACCAUCAUUUUAGGGGUUAUUGCAGUGUGGAUCAUCCCUAAACGAGGGCUUCGCCAACCGCUUACAGUGACCACCAGUUUACCUGCUUCGCCGAAGAUUGUUGACCCGCCAAAACCUGACGGCAGUCGUAGUGCUAAAGAAGCCGCUCGCCAGGCUGCUCUCGCCCGCUUCGAACGCGCCCGUCUUACUCCAACGACUCCCUAA
Messenger RNA from Diutina rugosa, 1404 nucleotides. RefSeq lists its product as uncharacterized. The transcript has a single exon. Bases 1 to 1404 code for a protein of 467 amino acids. Lineage: Eukaryota; Fungi; Ascomycota; Pichiomycetes; Serinales; Debaryomycetaceae. The record is from RefSeq and is a predicted model, not a curated record.